UCUUCGAUGCAAAAGGGACAAAGAAGUAGAACUGAAAAUUCAAAGCUUCUCUCUCUCUCGAGCUUUGGUACCUUGUUAGUAUUAUUUUAAUCGUUUUCAGUAGUUUUGCUUUGGAGUGAUGGAAAAUGAGGAAGUUCCAUCAGCACCUUCACCUCCUGCAACACCAGGGACUCCAGGAGCUCCACUCUUUGGUGGGUUCAAGGCAGAGAGAAGUGGGAAUGGUAGGAGAUCCCUUCUCAAGAACUGCAAGUGCUUUAGCGUUGAAGAAUGGGCCUUGGAAGAAGGCACCUUACCCAAAGUCUCUUGCUCAUUGCCACCACCUCCUGUUCCACUUGCAAAAAAGGUUGGAGCUGAGUUCAUAGGCACUUUCAUACUGAUCUUUGCUGGGACAGCCACGGCCAUUUUGAACCAAAAGACACAAGGCUCAGAAACCCUCCUUGGCUGCGCUGCCUCAUCUGGCCUUGCUGUUAUGGUUAUCAUUCUCUCCACAGGACAUAUCUCAGGGGCCCAUCUCAACCCAGCUCUCACCAUUGCUUUUGCUGCCCUAAAACACUUCCCAUGGAAACAUGUGCCUUUGUAUAUUGGAGCACAGGUUUUGGCAUCUCUUUGUGCUGCAUUUGCACUAAAGGGGAUUUUCCACCCCAUAAUUGGAGGGGGAGUCACUGUUCCUUCUGGGUCACAUGGCCAAGCUUUUGCUUUGGAGUUCAUUAUUAGUUUCAACCUCAUGUUUGUUGUCACAGCCGUGGCCACCGACACAAGAGCUGUGGGCGAGUUGGCGGGAAUCGCGGUAGGAGCAACAGUCAUGCUCAAUAUACUCAUAGCCGGGCCAACAACCGGAGCUUCAAUGAAUCCGGUGAGAACACUAGGGCCAGCCAUUGCUGCAAACAACUAUAAAGCAAUAUGGGUGUACCUCACUGCUCCCAUCCUUGGGGCACUGUGUGGGGCAGGAAUCUACUCUGCUGUCAAGCUGCCAGAAGAAGAUGGUGGCAUUCAUGAAAAGCCUUCAACAACAAGGAGCUUCAGAAGGUGACCGACCAACACCAUCAUCACACCUACAUUAAUAACAUCGAAACUCCAACAGAAUAGAAUGAAGGUGGAUCAAAAUGAGUAUGACAACAAUAUGGGAGACAAUUUCAGAAUGAGUCUUGUGGGUACAUAUGUAUAUCACACUGAUAAUAUAUCAUCAAUCAGCAGUAUCAAUAAUACAUAUAUAGCAAUCAAGCUAGAUUUUCCCCCAUAAAAGGGAAAAAUAAUUAUAGGGUAUGAGGAUUGAGGUUUACUUUCAUCGAUCUUCAAGUACAUAUUGAUACCAGGUAAUGCAGAUAUAGUAGUCUAAAAUGGUGGAAAACAAAAUCCCAGGGUUUUAAUGCAUUAUCAUUCAGGCCUCUCUUGUCUUUCCACUGUAUUUGUAUCACCUUUUGAUCAUGUAAAAAAUGCAUGGACUUUUAAGAUUGUAUCUUUAUGUGAUAUUAAUUUCCUCCUCUUUA
This is a messenger RNA of Alnus glutinosa, 1487 nucleotides long. Its product is annotated as aquaporin NIP6-1. Lineage: Eukaryota; Viridiplantae; Streptophyta; Magnoliopsida; Fagales; Betulaceae. Bases 119 to 1030 code for a protein of 303 amino acids. The record is from RefSeq and is a predicted model, not a curated record. Gene Ontology annotation, molecular function: channel activity. Gene Ontology annotation, cellular component: membrane. Gene Ontology annotation, biological process: transmembrane transport. The transcript is spliced from 5 exons.